Molecule: messenger RNA, 9026 nt
Organism: Puntigrus tetrazona (Sumatra barb)
Lineage: Eukaryota; Metazoa; Chordata; Actinopteri; Cypriniformes; Cyprinidae
Gene: akap11
Product: A kinase (PRKA) anchor protein 11
Exons: 12
Coding region: 723-6122 (1799 amino acids)
Biological process (GO): intracellular protein localization
Cellular component (GO): cytoplasm
Molecular function (GO): protein kinase A binding
Source: RefSeq, a predicted model, not a curated record
UAUUCACACUUCACAUAAAGAGCAUUUAAUUUCUGUGCAAAUUAAGUUUCAGAUUACACAGAUUCAUGUAUGAGAGAGACAUAUCUGGUAGAAAAUCCCAAUAAAAUAAAAAAACCUCAAAAUCAGAUUCAAGUAAGACACCCCUUAAUUUUCUCCAAAUACAAAUCAGUUUUCAGCAAUAAAACCUAACUACCCUGAUCUCAGAGUUAAGUGAGGACGCUUCCAAGUGAAGAACUACAUUACCCAUAAUUCUGAAAAAAGGUCCACCAAUCAGAGAAUGUUCAUGUUGUUACCGUGAAAACUAAAUUGCUGUACUUAACUGACGUUAAAAUAAUACCAACUUCUAAAAACAGAAAAGUCUUUGUUCUCUUCAGGAAGCAAAUGUGCACUUCAUCCCAGUUCUCUGGUAAAAUUCAUUGAAGUGUUACUUUUAGCCAGUUAUUUUCAACGUAACCCCGUCCAAGUAAACACUGGGUGUCAAAACUAACGUUAAAACCCGUUCAAAUCCUACAUUCAGUUGCAUUGGUUUAUUUUUACAAGUGUAUCAUACUCCCAUCAUUGUCUCUGCGCUCAGCUUCUCUCAGCCGCCGCUCCGGGUUUGAUUACUUUCGCCUGCUCGUCUUGUUUUGAUGAAAUGAACGGACGUAAGAGCAGCUAGCUGCCCACCGCACGGCUCUGUCGCUACAAGGAGAGGAGAGCCUCCUGUCCAGCACUGCAACAUCAUGGACGCCUGUGCACGGAUCAGAGGGGUCCCAUUAAAGAGCCGUGCCACCAUGAAGAAAGAGACCAUGCGCGAGGGCUCAAACCCGGGCCUGAAGAGCCUGUUGAAACACAAGAAGGAGCUGUGCAAUGUCGUAGUGGAGCUGCAUAGUAAAGAACCACAGUCCCUAUCAGAAGUACAUUAUGUAUGCUUGCCUAGCCAUGCUGAGGGGGAAGAUUUUACUCUACAGGCUCUGACGUCCCUCUCCACUGAGAUGAUGGAGUUGCUUCGAUCACUACAUGUACACACCCUUAAAGAUGAAGAGAUUCUUCUCCUCAAAGACCCCAAAAGGCCUUUUGAGAGAAAAGAGAGUGUUUCACAGGCCUGUUCAAGAGCUUUGUGCGUAUUGAGACAUAGCCCCACUCCUCAGAUUAGUGUUUGCGGCAUGCUGGGGUUGUUGGCUCGAUACACGGCUGGGAUAAGGUAUGCACUGGAGUUACAGCUUCUUCAGAGGGGCGCUUCAGAAGCAUGCCAAGCUGAGGAUGAUGACACCAAUCAGUCUGUCUCUUCUAUCGAAGAGGACUUUGUUACUGCUUUUGAGCAUCUUGAAGAGGAGGAUACAGGUGGCCAUAGUCAGAGAAACCAAAGGGAUGUGGCAUCCCAGACUGUCCCCUUUCAUUUAAAAGACUUAUCCGGAUCUCGCAUUAUUAUAAGUUCCAUCCCAAGGAAGUCGGUGCACAAAGAAAAGGCUGCUGCAAAAGUGUCAGAAACUGUCCUGAAGUCAACAACGUGGCCCACAAGUUCAGAGAACUCGUAUGCACUUAGCAGUCUUCCAAAGGGACGUGCUACUUCUACAUCCCUCACAGAGUCAGAUGAGUCAGACUGCUCAAGUCCCAGCCCUAUUAUAUUCCUGGAUGAAGUUGGAUAUCAGAAGAGUCUUAAAGCAAAACUUGACAUUCCCAAGAUCCCUGUUUUAAAGGAUGGAGUUGAAGAUUCUGACUCAGAAGUCAGUGAAUUUUUCGACAGCUUUGAUCAGUUUGAUGAACUAGACCAGUCUUUUGAUUCCAACAUCAAGGUCCUGAAAGAACAGCCCCUCCUUGGUCAAACAGAGAAGCUUGUUGACAACUCUGGUUGUAAAUUUGUGUCAAGGGGGUGCUCGACCACAGCAAUGAACCCUCACAAGUUUGAUCAUAGGACUCUUCCAGCCAAUGUCAAGAAACCUACUCCACUUAAACCAGGAUCCCCAUACAGUAUUCACUCUGAUUCACCAGAUUCCCCACGGCCUGCAAGGACUCCCUGCGAGGAAAGCGGGCCGCUCUUCAGUCCAGUUCGUUCAUCUGCAUUUAGCCCACUCGGAGAAGGAGGCUCCUUAGAGUAUUUUUGGAAGGCAGAUGGAGAUGGCUCAGAAUUGCGUAAACCACAGGACCUUUGCUCGCUGUACAAAACGUACUCCGAUUUUGCCAACAACCUGUCAAAAGAAAUCCUUGGAUCGGUCUGUGGGUACUCCUCCCCUGUUGAUUUUAACAUUAAUAAGAACUUGAGCUGUGUGUGUCAUAAGGAGUUCAAAAACACUAAUGGGCAUCUAAUGAAGCUUUCAGACAUCCAGGAGACAGUCACCAUCACCAAAUCCCAAUCACAGUCUCUUAAGGAUGGGAUUCAGAAGUUUGCUACAGACUUGGUUGAAAUGAGCCUUGGAAGUGCCUUAAGGGACUUGCAAAAAGGUGUGUCCUCAUGUACCACUACACUUUGCCAUUUGGCUGCAAGACUGACUUCUUCAGUAUUUCAAAUGGCCUUUCAUGAGAUAGGUAUGCGCCAUGCAUAUGUGUUAAAAGAGCGUGCCAUAAACGGUCUAGCUAGUUUCUUAGUAGGGGAAGCCAUUUCUGGAGCCCUCAAAGAGUUCCUCUUUGUGAAAAAGCAGAUUUUCAACAACACUGUCACACGAUUUGCUGCAGAUCUGGCUGAGGAGUUAGUGUUUGAAGGUAUUAUGGAGGUCUGCCAGUUUUCACAUCCCUCAACUCCACUCACACCAAGUGACUGGUCGUUUGAGCAAGAGGAGGAAGUGGUUUCGUCCUAUGCCUCUGACCUGUCAGAGUCUGUUCUCCAAGAGGCUUUUAUAGAGCUCUCACAAGCUGAUGUGACUUUCACUACACAGGCAGCUAUCAGUGUGUCAGUAGACAACAUUUGCUAUGUGAGUGCUGAGGAUAGUUCUCUCAUCACAAAAACGUGCAGUGCCCAAACAAGCUAUCUUGGAUCUCAGGCCAUUGCAGAGGCUGCAAAUCAAGAGCAGGAUGGUUGCACAGUGAAAAAAGCCUUGUAUUGUGUGUCUGGUAUGGCCAGUUGUGUUCCAGUUCCUGUGGCUGGCAAGGUCAUAUCCCAUGUGAACAACUCUGAUGAACCUUCUCAGUAUAAUACCAGUAUUGGUCACGUAUGUCAGACCAGUCCUAAAAGAACCAUUUGUUGCCAAGUGGAAGUGGCAUCCUCAAACUCAGAGGCCUCUGAAACUACUCAGACUGAGUCAUCUCCAGGUCCUGCAAGAAUCCAGGAUGCCAGCGUGGAGGUAGUUCUUGGCAAUCCAUCCACUGAAAAUGAUUCCACCAAACCCUCCAUUGGAAAGACAUUUCAAAACUUCUCUGGCAAUAUGGUGGACACUAUAGUAGGGGAGGCAUUUGACUUGAUGCAUUCCUCAACAAAAGUGAAGAAGAAAGUGGAGGAUUGUGCAGACUUUUUGAGCAAAACAAUAGCAUCUCGCAUAUCCACUCCAAGCCAGGUAAUUGUUAAAUCACAAGAUGCAUCGACUCCCUCACAGGUUCCCUUUCACUUGGUAUCAAAGGGCUCUUGUGACCCAUCCUCCAGAAGUGUACGUCCAGUCUCUAAGCUCACCCCAGAUGUCCGUUCUGUCGUGAGAAUGGACACACUGGAAGUGCCCACUUUUGAAGUUGCCUCAUGUGGAGGUAGAAAAGCCGGUGCCGAUGAUUUUUCAAGCAGCAACUCUGGUACAAAAUCGACUGAAAUCCCUAGCACUCCACCUUCAAGUCCUCAGCAGUCGUCGGAUGAAUACAGCGAGAAACAGAUCAGACAGUUCUCGAAGAAGCUUAAAGGAACACUCGCAAAAGAAUUUUCUCCUGCGACUCCUCCACCCACCCCUUAUUACCCGCCUGCCACCGACAUCAAAGAAGAAGGUUCGGUUACAGACAAGGCCGAUUUCAUGCUCAAACUCAUUAGGUCUCUCUCUGAAGAAGCUGGCAGCAAUGAAGACGAGGAGGAAAACCAGGAAGAUUGUCCUCACUCUAGAAACUGCCAGGCAGAGCUGAUUCCCAAUGUCAGGAGCAGAAUGAUCGAGAGGAGUGCGCUCCAUUAUGCAGAGCGUUUAGCGUGCCACAUUGUUUCAAUGGCCACUGAGAUGGACACGUUAAGCCUUGGAGAUGUGAAGAUGACUGUGGGUGAAGAAAGCAAAGCCAGUGUCGCCUUGCAUAGCGCACAGUUCUCAGAGCAGACUUUAAAUUCUUUGUGGACGUAUGCUGGAGAAGUAGCUGGAGAAGUCAUCAAUGAUGUCAAGAAGAUGAUGAGUUCAAGCCACUGUCGUCAUAAAACACUGAAAAGAGGAUCUGUCAACUCAGACAAACAUCAGAGCGGAGACAGCCUUUUGGGAAGUUUGACUUGUCAGUGGCCUGGUGACGCCCAAGUGAGCGGCAGUUCAAGUGGGUUGUCGUCAGAAUAUCCAAGUUGCGAGAGUGUCACUGACGAAUAUGCAGGUUACCUUAUAAAGGUGCUUAAGAAAGAGGGAGGUAACCGAGAGCUUAUAUUGGAUCAGUAUGCCACUCGCUUGGCAUAUCGAUCUAUUAAAUCUGGCCUGGCUCAUGCAGCACGAAAAAUAAAGCAGAGAUCACCUUUGAGGCUUCACUCUUCUAGGAGUUUGCACAAUGAUCGUAGUCCUGAUGUUUCCCAAAUUCCCACAUCCAAGUCAUCCCACGGUGCACUUAUUGAUGGAAAAGAUGGAUCGUCUUGUGAAUCCCUGCCAUGUGUUUGUCAAGACGGUCAAGACGUGAGCAGUAAUGAAUAUGUAGAACUUGUGAACUUCGCAGAGUCUCUGGCCUACAACAUCACAUGUGACGUUACGAGAAAGCUGAGAAUGAGCUCUGUUAGACUGCCAAAAUCGCUCACUGAUUCUUGCCUCUACAGGAAAUCCAUUGUCGAGGACAUGCCAGAAAAUCUCAUCAAAAAUACAUUUUCAUGCUCUCUUCUACCUUAUACAGAAACUAACAGGCUCUACCAUAGUACCAGCAGCUUGAAUGACGGCAAAAGCAACAAUGGUGUAAUACAAGUCAUUGAACAUUAUGCCAGGAAAAUUGUCGAUGACACUUUGGAAAUGACGCUGGGGCCGGCGUGUGUUCAGGCAGUGGGGGACAGGAGGUUACUUGAACGCCAUUCCUUCACAGAAAAGCUGGUUGAGGCAUAUGAAGCUUGUCGAUACUGCCAAGGUCGAGAGUGCCUGUUUUGCAGUAGAGACGGCCGCCGUGGUUUCCAGGGAGUGAAAAUAAGAAGGCAACAAGAAUCAGAUGCAGUGACUGGACUAGAAAUUCCUAGAAUACACAUUGAUUUGGAAAAGAGAGCUGCUUUUGCUGAAGAAAUGGUGUCCAGUGCCAUUGAGAAAGCCAAAAAGGAACUGAGCUGCACCAGUUUGAAUGCAGACAGUGGGAUUGGUCAUGAUGGCGCAAGCUUUGCAGAAAGUCUCACCACAGAGAUUAUGACAUCCGCAUUGUCCAACGUCUGCCAAACCGUCAAUCUUGGUACCUCCAGAAGAGAAGGCGUCAAUGUGACGGAGUCAACGGUGAGUCAGCAGCUCAGUUUGAGCGUUGGAGAUGACAGUCUUGGUAGUUGGUCCAAUCUAAGUUUUGAAGAAGACCACCCAGAUGAGAGCAGCAGCUUUCACCAUCUUAGUGACAGCAGUAAUGGAAACAGCAGUAGCUGGAGCAGUCUGGGUUUAGAAGGCGAGGUUUAUGAAGAGCAUUUGUCCUUCUCUCCAUCAGACAGUGACGGCACUGAAGAGAAAGAAGCUGAGGCCAAAGAGGAUUCAGGCGGAGCGGUGCGAGUGGAGAGGGAACAUGGGCCGGCAGAAAGAGCUCUGCUGGUGGUCAGUACAGACGUCCAGGGUCGAGCUGUGGACCCCCAGUUGACGGCUGUGCUCCAGUGGAUCGCCGCCUCUAUCGCUGAUCUGUCUUUAAUGCAGCUGAGUCAGCUCUCAGCCCAGGAGCUGCAGCAGCUGCCGGCCGUGGCACAGAGGCUGAGGGAGAAAGAGUUCAGGGUCGGCGACCUCCUGCAGGCUCUUCUGAGAUACUUUGAAGAACGGCGCACUGAAGAAGAGGUCGGGGACGCAAGGAACGGCCACAAGAGCCUCUUCCAGUGGCUUCUGGAGCAAGCGUAAAUCACCUUCACACUGACACCCGUCAGCCAUUAAACGAUGAAGUUUCCUGUCACUUUACAGUGAUCUGCAAUGUAUCUGCCAAACCUAGAGGCAUAGCCAGUGGAAUGUGUUUAUGUGUUGUGUAUUGCUUGUGCACCCGUGGACACCCAGGGGGCGCCAUAGAAGCAACUGAAGUAAUCUAAGAGCCGUUCGUUCAAGUGUGUGUAUUGCAUGCCGUGACCGAGAGUACCUUUUGCUUGCUUUCACCUCUCUUUUUAUCGACACUUUGUUUUCUUUGAGAUUAGACUGCAUAUCACGCUUUUGGCACGCCAUCACCGAUGCCUACCCUACACCAUGCCACAACACAAAAGACAGAAGGGUUUUAUGAGUUGUUAGGGAAUCCCCAUGGCUGCAAGAAAGCUUAUGUCAUCUCCAUACCUCUCCUUUGUGGGGAUGUUCGCACUUGUCGAAGGGACCAGCCGUGCAAUCCAGCAUUGCUCCAGGUCAACGUAAGGUAUUCCAUGAUUCACAACCCAUAAGAGAAACACUUGGUAAUUAUAACCUUGUUUCAGCACAUUUUUGGCAACAAUACUUUGAUACCAAGCGUGACGGUUUAAAAAUACCAUUUCACUGGUAAUUAGACAAGAGACAGUUAGCGUUGAAAGAAUACAUCAACAAGUAUUACCUUUAACAUUCCCCUCAUGUGACUCAUACAGUUAUUUCAGUGUGAUAAGCUAUUCAUACUGGUAUAAAAUCAAUCCGGUAUACCUGUAAUGUGCUUUUCUAGUUGUUUACAACAUAUGCUGCAGUCAGACUCCGUGAUCCAACGCCCAUAAAGAAUCAAACGUGUUUUAGUGCACUACAAAGUUGGUUGCUACUUUACGGGGAAAACACAAACAUACUCUUCAACUUAGCUUAAAUGGCUGCUAAACAUGCACACCCCUUUGCCAAAUUAGAAAAACUCGCAGUAAGCUAUUGAACGUUACUUAUAGGGGACAUUUUUUUUUUUUGUUUCUGUCUUGUUCGCUCGUUGGAGGUUACUGUGACGCACUGGUAGUGCAUUGCUUAACGAGGACACAUCUGCAGUGAGUAUAUCUGAACUAGUCACCAUCUCUACACCUAAACCUCUCACUCACUGCCCGACCUAUAGUGUGCACUACACUGAAUAUUGCACUUUACCGAGGAAUGGUCAGACAGGCCGCUUCCUAUAUCUUUGUUUAGAUUUCAAAAAACACUCUUAAUAUAGCUAAGCCGUAACAGAUCGCAGACAGCUAGUAGCUGUUUGGCACAUCUAGCUGAUCAAGCCCUAAGGGACAAGUGUCCUCUAUCGAAAGUAUUUUCUCACUGCAUUUUUGUACUUAAAGGAAAGUAGUUUUUUUGCUCACUCUCAUGACGGUCGGAAUCUGUAUGUUUGCUUUAUAUUUCGGAAAACACUUCUGUUAAAGUCUAUUAAAGUUUGCAACAUUUGAAUGACCUGGCCUUCCAAAAUGUAAACAGUUGCUUGGAUAUUUUAUAUAAUUUCUGAAUGAAUGAAAUGUGCUUUGGCUAAGUGGAUAAGAAAAUCUAAAUAUAUUAUAGGUCUUUAGAAAUAUGGAAACCUGUUUCUGCCACAGGAUUAAAAAAAAACAACAGGGUUUUAUCUCAGAAUUUUUACUUUUUUUCUCAGAAUUGCGUAAUAUGUCGCGUAAUAAUAAUUCAAAUUCAACAUUUUUUUUAAUAAGAAUUGUAAAGUAUAAACUCGCAGUUCUGAGAAAAAAAGUGGCAGAAAAAAUAUUUAAAUUUGCAAUUUCUUUUUUUUUUUUUAUUCAGAUUUUUAGUGUAGCAAAACAUUAGGAUUCUUCCAAAAUUGAAGAAUCACUGGACAAAAGCUGCAUAUGUGUUUUGAACAGCAAUGGGAGUGAGUAAAUAAUGUAAAGUUUAGAUGACCUGUUCCUUUAAGUCUUAUAUUUAUGAAGCUUCUGAGAUUUGUCUUACUUAGAUACUGUUACGGUGUGAUUCAAUGGUGAAAUAUUAUGGAGGCAAUCAUAGUUUGUAAAGAUUGUUAUAUCUUGUGCUUACUUUCCUGUAAACACGCAUGACACGCUUUCAGCCCAUGCUUCACGUACUUCUCUUAAGUGUGCAUGGAUGUGCUCUUCAGUGCUGAUUCAUGAUCUUGUGCAUGGUUUUUAAGCCGGCCAAUGCCAUAUAUGCUCAAACUAUCUGCUACUAUGGGUAAAAAAAAAAAAACACAUUUCUGUAUUCUUGUUGUUGCGUAACAUCGGCGCUGCCAAAUAUGUUUGGAUCUGCACUCAAACAGUAUUUGUUUACAUUCUUUUGAAAUAUUUUAAAACCUGCCAUACACUGUGUCGGACAUUUUCAUAUGAUAGCAGUACCACCUAAACCGUAAUGUGGGAGAGGCGAAGAAAGGUAAAUCCUGUAUACGAACAUUGACUCUUGAGUAGAUUUGAGGAGGUGUUGGCACAAGCACGCCGUGACCAUCAGCGCUGCCUCAUUUUCAGUGGGAUUGUAUAUGCAUCUGUGCUCUUGCAGUUAUUGUAAACAUUAAUGCUGUAGAUGUUCUGCCCUUGUGUUCUUAUUUCCCCUUAUUUUUGUGUACAUUCCUAUAUUUCACAAAUGAUCUAUUGCUAUUUUGUGUUUAAAGUAAGGCUACAUGUAUAAUGCAGAAUACACGCCAUACUAAACAGAUGAAUAUUUUGUUACUUGUGCAGUGUUCCUCCAUCCCGUCUCCUCUAUUUUCUUCCUGCCCAUUUGUAUAAUAUUGCCAAAUAAGAUAUUUAAUAAUUUAUGUAAGUAUAAGUUGCAAUGGUGAAAACACUACUUGUCCCCCCCCCCCAGUGAAGUUGCUGAGUAGUUUACACAUUAAAGCUUAAUGCACUACACCUGUACACUGUAAAAAGCUGUGGGUAAUAAAGCUUUUUCAUUUGA